AUGGCCUGUGGGGUUUAUAUAUAUAUAAGUUUUGGUGGGGACAAAGAGAAACAAGAUGAGAGAGCGUUAACAAUAUCGGGAGCGCAAGGAGCAGAGCCGAUGGGAUCAAGGACGGCGACGACGUACGAGUCGGUGGAAGGAGGACAGAACAAGACAAAGCUUGAUAUAAGGUCAAAGGAAGACGAAGGUGGGAUUCAAGUUGAUAAGCAUCAAGAGAAGGUCACUGAUGCUGCUGGUCUAGGCGGGCCUGUCUUUGGCGCUGGUAAAGACGACAAGAAGCAGGAUCUUGGUGUUACAGGCACUGGCUAGAUCUGUGGCUAAUGUACUGUGAAAUAUGAAUGCGUAUAUGUUGGUGUCUUCUAGUCAUGUGUAGUGUUUGGGUUUGUUUAAGAAUCAAGAAUCAAUCAAUAAAGUAAUAUCUUACUCUUGG
Raphanus sativus (radish) is the source of this 430-nucleotide messenger RNA. RefSeq lists its product as uncharacterized. The coding region runs from base 1 to 309 and encodes 102 amino acids. Lineage: Eukaryota; Viridiplantae; Streptophyta; Magnoliopsida; Brassicales; Brassicaceae. The record is from RefSeq and is a predicted model, not a curated record. The transcript has a single exon.